Molecule: messenger RNA, 264 nt
Organism: Dracunculus medinensis (Guinea worm)
Lineage: Eukaryota; Metazoa; Nematoda; Chromadorea; Rhabditida; Dracunculidae
Source: the annotation of a GenBank genome assembly
AUGUCAUCGAGAAUCAAAUCAAUGCGAGUGGCUUUGCGUGAAAACCUUGAAAAAUUGAAAACACCAGGAAAAUGGGAACAUAUAACACAACAAAUUGGGAUGUUUUCUUAUACUGGAUUGACCCCUGAACAAGUGGGUCAUUUGAUAAAAGAGCAUAAAGUAUUUCUCUUGAAAGAUGGUCGAAUAAAUAUUUGCGGUCUGAAUCCUACAAAUGUCGCUUAUGUUGCUCAAGCAAUUUAUGAUACAGUUUCUAAUAUUAAAUAG